AUGCUGCAGAACACAGGUGUGGUCAUGAAAAAGCGGAAGUCUCCGUACUCUCGAAAAGGAUGUCUGCAAUGCAAAAAAUCGCACACUAAGUGCGAUGAGACCAAACCCGCGUGUCUCAAAUGCGUGAAGCGCAACGUAGAAUGCACAUACAAGGUGAGCUUUGUGUUCCAGAAGGUGGAAACGGGGAAGGAUCGCGAGAGCGCAGGCGCAGCGGACGGGGCGGGGGCCGGAACUUCGAGCGAUGGAGGGUACGAGAACGUGGUACCCAAGGGAGACAGCGGCGCGGAGCCGAACCUGGAUCUGCGCGACUAUAUCUAUGUGUCGCCGACGGACCUCACGUUUCUGAACCUGCUGACGUUCGACACUCAGGCGGCAAAGGUGGCCGCGCCGUUCGUGCCCAGCGCGCCGCUCACAAACGUGUUCCAGCUGUCGUGGCGGAACGCGAGCUGGGUGGAGCUGUACGACACGCUCAAGGCGUACGACCCGAUCCAGGCGAUAUGCAACUCCGGCGCGGCCGUGGACACAGGCAUAAUUUCGCUAGACAGCCCGGAGCUGCUGAACUUCGUCUGGACAAUGAUGCGGUCGACCCUCGGGUGCGGGAACUUCAUCAUGUACCCGCAGGAGCGCUUUGACGUGUUUGUGGGGCUGUUGCUGGACGUUGCGGAGAAAUACCAAAUUGUGGAGCAGGCGGUGAUGUACGAUGUGGCGUUGCUCAUGAAGGAUAUUUACUUCAAAAAUGCCUUCAAAGACUACUCGCAUAUAUGGGACCGGUACGUGCGCAUGCCGAGCUUGAAACCGUGUUUAGACACGCUGCAGCAUCGCAUCAACAAGACGACUGAUUUUUCAGAGGUUGUCUCCCUGGCAUUGGCGGUGUUUCUCCUGUUUGCGGCGAACAGCACGUACCGCAACGCCGAAUGGCGCACGCAUCUGAAAGGAAGCUGGCAUAUGAUGCAGUCCGCCAUAGACUUUCUGCCUCGCGAACCCCUCACGUUCAUCAGCGGCCGCUGCAUGGAGCUGUACCAGCUUUUAAAGGACUGGUUCUGCCAUGCCGAGAUUCUGGCCUGCAUAACAUCUGACAACGGUGGCUCGAUACGUACCCUGACAGAGCUCAAUGGCUUGCUAUCAAAUGCCCCCUACUCCCAUCAUAAUAUAUUGGGCGGUCGGUACGACUUAAUCCGUGGAUAUGUUACUGAUCUCUUUCCCAUAUUCACCAAGAUUACGCUGAAGCUCCUGGAUUUGAAAUCACGUGGAGUGUCACUGCAUGGCACUAAUAUACUGAGGUUUUUGCUUGUGGAACACGAGGAAGCCGUAACCUUGGAACUACGCGGCUUUGGGCUCACCCUACUGCGCGAAUUGCAGGUAUGCAAGGUCACGGAUUUGGAGCUGUGUGAAAUUGUCAGAGACGUCUCUGACCUGCGGCUUCAAUACACAAUGAAAAAUAGCGCUAAAGUGUACCAUAUGACUUUGGAACUAUACGUCAAGGUAUUUUUUGUCUGCGUACCGUUGGACUCCGCAGAGCUGGUGAGCACCCUAGAGCAGAUCCUUGAGACUCUGUACGCCAUGCCAUACUAUACCACGAGCAGUGUCGCAUGUCACUGGGGGAUAUAUCUCAGUGCGUUAGUCUCUGCCCUAAUUGGGCAAAAAAACAUACACCUCCAUUUUGUAGAUAUUCUGUCGAAGCUGGCAAGCAAUGGUAUGAUCGUCGCGGCAAAUUCCAUCACCAGGCUUGCCUAUAUUUCGAGGACUCUUGAAAACAAGAAUUAUGAAGCCCUCGUAAAUCCAUCCCACGACUAUAUUGUAUAUUGA
Messenger RNA from Eremothecium gossypii ATCC 10895, 1806 nucleotides. RefSeq names its product Zn(II)2Cys6 transcription factor. Gene Ontology annotation, biological process: positive regulation of transcription by RNA polymerase II. Lineage: Eukaryota; Fungi; Ascomycota; Saccharomycetes; Saccharomycetales; Saccharomycetaceae. The record is from RefSeq and is marked provisional. Gene Ontology annotation, cellular component: nucleus. Bases 1 to 1806 code for a protein of 601 amino acids. Gene Ontology annotation, molecular function: zinc ion binding; transcription cis-regulatory region binding; DNA-binding transcription factor activity, RNA polymerase II-specific. The transcript has a single exon.